GUCAAAAUAUAUUUCUCUGCACUACAAAUCCAGAAGUCAGAGGCUAGAGAGUUCCAGUUUAUGUUGCUACGGACUUCAAGAUUAUUCAGAAGUAACUUUUGCUGUAUGAUUCUGUUUCUUUAAGCUCAACAUUCAUUUGAAAGUUUUAUCUACUGUUCCAAUCUCAAGCUGUUUGCCAGUACAGCUUUACGCAGCUGAAGAGCAGAGACAGGAAACUCGACUCCUUUGCUCUGCUCUCUCCUGAGCAAUAGUUUGAAGCCUUCUUUGGAGAAACACAUUUCAAGAGAUUUUCAAGUUGCAAGCUGUGUGCCUGAAACACAGCAGAAGAUGUCAGUGCUGAGCCGUGAACCGAUUGGAGAUGACCUCUUGGAUAGCAAAUGGACCAGUAUUGGCGAAGGAGGAUUUGGUGAAGUCUACAAAACCAGGCACAAAAAACUGGGCUUUGAUGUGGCCGUUAAGCUGCUUCGUCAGAGCCCCGUUUAUGAGGAGGCUGAAAUAAUGGAAAAGGCUUCCUCUCCCUUUGUGCUGAGGGUUUAUGGUAUUUACCACGGACGUCCACGGAUGCUGGAUGGAGGAACGACACAUGGAAUAGUCAUGGAGUUUAUGGAGAGAGGGUGUAUUGGGAGUCUGCAGACUGCUUUACGUAAAGCUGAAAGACACAUCCCAUGGCCACUAGCAUUCCGUCUAGCCCAUGAAGUAGCUCUGGGAAUGAACUUCCUUCACUCAAAAGGCCUAUUACACCAGGACCUAAAGCCAAACAAUGUAUUGCUGAAUGAUGUCCUAAAAGCAAAGCUGGGAGACUUUGGUCUAUGCAGGACUUCAGCUACUCAUGUGGGUAGUCAACCUGGAACUGGAGAGACUGGAGGCACCCUUAGAUACAUGCCACCCGAGUCUUUUGAAUUGUCAUAUAAACCUGUUCGGAACUUUGAUGUGUACAGUUAUGGUGUUCUUCUUUGGUCUAUCUUCAUGGGUCAGGAACCUUUUCCAGACGCCAAUGUCUGUGCUCUGACGAUUCACAUUAAGAAGGGGACGAGACCCAAAUGUGAAGACCUUUACAGCAAACCUGUACAGGGGUUGAGGGAGUUAACUGACCUUAUGAAGAAGUGCUGGGAUGGAGAGCCGUCUAACAGGCCAGCUUUUAGUGAGAUCAUCGAGGAAACAGAGAGUGUGUUCUUAAUGCACAAGCAGAAGAUCCAUGAAGCUGUCAAUGAUGUUGUGAAAAUACUGGACUCAUCAGACAGUGAUCAACAAUCUGAGCCAAGUGUGGCACAAAGUUUGACUCCAGCAUCAGAAAAGCCAGUGUUUAACGAUGUAGUCGAUCAUCCUGCGCACCAACACCAGAUUCCUGAUAUCGUUGAAAAAGAAAAGACCGUGAAAGAGAAAGCCAAGUUUAUAGAUGACAAUUUUGCAUAUUUAGUGCAAAACAUCUCCGAAGUAAUGCCAAUAGUAGAUGAAUUAAAGCCAAGUAUCCACCAAGAAGCCUACUCGAGGAUACUACAUAAAGAUACAAGCUGCCGCAAAGUAAGAGAACUCUAUGAGGGGCCAUUGAGAGCAGGUGGAAAAAAGCUCAAAGCGGCCUUCUAUGAUGCCAUUGUAAAACACCAGCCCGCGACGAUAGAGGACCUAGAUGAUUAACUCCAAACAAAUGCUGUGGCCACCCUUCAUUCACGGAAAAAGAGGACUUCUUUCCAUGGUGGGGCACCCACAGUCUUCACAAGAGCUGGGAAUUCAGAGAGGCAGCAUUAGGUCGGUUUACAGCCACAUGCAUGGAUUACGUUACUAACAUGCUAAAAUGCCUUAGUUUGUUAACCACCGAUACUGGUAGACAUCCGCAGAUAUCCUCAUUUCAUGCAACAAUGAUCUUUUGUAUAGCAUAAAGAAGCUUUUAUUAAAUGUUAUUAACUGUUGUGGGAAUUCAAUGUUAUUCAAAAAUGUAAAUAGUCAAAGAUGAAAAAAAAUAAUAUAUACUGUAUAUACACAUAUAUCUAUAUUUUAGAUUAUUUUGUUGUAUGGGCAUGUAUGACAGUCCCAUUUCUAUUUUAACACUGUAGUUAAGCAGCAAUGUUUAAGAAUUUUGAGCUUUGUAAAAAAGAAUAUAUAAGUGCUCUUGUUGAAUUGUUUUUAUGCUGUGGCAAUGUUAAAUGUUAGUUUUUCUUUACAUUAGUUUUUUUUUUUCAUUUAAAUAAAUGCU
Messenger RNA from Menidia menidia (Atlantic silverside), 2191 nucleotides. NCBI's taxonomy places the organism in Eukaryota, Metazoa, Chordata, Actinopteri, Atheriniformes, Atherinopsidae. The record is from the annotation of a GenBank genome assembly.